AUGGGACGCGACUUUGGAGGACGAGGCGGUGGUAAGUUUUAGAUCUUUCUUACCUAAAAUCGUAUGCUUUUAUUGAUUUUGUACACAAUUGUAAUAAUUAUAUGUAUGAUUAAUGUCAUAUACGUUUGACGUGCUACUAAUGUUAAUAUAUUUCUUUUAGGCGGAUUCAGCGGUGGCCGAGGCGGUGGUGGCCGCGGAGGCUUUGGUGGAGGUCGUGGCGGUAGCCGUGGAGGAUUUGGCGGUGGACGAGGUGGCGGCGGUGGAUUCGGAGGCAGCCGUGGCGGAUUUGGAGGCGGCCGUGGAGGUGGCGGAGAUAGAAGCUUCAGCGGUGGCCGUGGUGGAGGCGGUGGAUUCAGAGGCAAAUCUCCAGGAGGAAGAGGACGUGGAGCCCCACGAGGUGGUCGUGGUGGAGCUGGCGGUGGAAUGAGAGGAGGCAAACAAGUUGUUGUUGAACCCCACAGAUUUGAAGGUAUGCAGAUAUUUUUUUUUGAAAUUUUUGUUUUAGAUAUGAUUCUUUUAUGUCAAGUAGCAUUUUACAUAAUCUUUGUGAUUUUCUACACCAUCUAUAUUAAUAGUCUACAAAUACAACAGUGUUUUAUAUGACUUUUCUGUUAUCUUAUUUUAAUCGUUUAGGUGUGUUCUUGUUGAGAGGAAAGGAAGAUACUCUGGCCACCAAGAACUUCUGCCCAGGAGAGUCUGUGUACGGUGAGAAGAGAGUCUCAGUGCCAGGAUCAGAUGGAGAACAAGUAGAAUACCGUGCCUGGAAUCCAUUCAGAUCAAAGUUGGGAGCUGCCAUUCUUGCUGGUACUGAAAACAUUCACAUCAAACCUGGAGCUCGUGUAUUAUAUUUGGGAGCUGCUUCUGGAACCACUGUUUCUCACGUUUCGGACUUGGUUGGACCUGUAAGUUUAUUAUGUUAAUAUAGUGUUGUUUUAUGUAUUUAUCUUGCAAUUUAUAUACAUAAUUAUCCCAAUGAAUCUUUUGUGAUAUUAUUUUUUAUACGCAAAAAGCAUGUUAUGUUUAUCAAAUAUUGAUUUUUUAGGAAGGUAUCGUCUACGCCGUUGAAUUCUCACACAGAUCUGGACGUGAUCUCUUGGGUGUUGCCAAAAAGCGACCCAACAUUGUUCCAAUUGUCGAUGAUGCUCGUCUCCCACAGAAGUACUCUAUGAUCGUUGGUAUUGUUGAUGUCAUCUUCUCCGACGUUGCUCAGCCAGAUCAAGCUAGAAUCGUCGCUUUGAACGCUCACAAAUUCUUAAGAAACGGAGGCCAUUGUGUUAUCUCCAUCAAGGCCAACUGUAUUGACUCCACCGCCGAACCAGAAGCUGUAUUUGCUGGAGAAAUCGACAAACUUAGAAAGGAACACUUUGCCCCACGUGAACAGUGUACCCUAGAACCGUACGAACGUGAUCACGCCGUGGUGGUGGCCGAAUAUAGAGCCAAGAAGAAGAAGAAGGCCGAGGAAGAAUAA
This is a messenger RNA of Bursaphelenchus okinawaensis, 1468 nucleotides long. The record is from the annotation of a GenBank genome assembly. NCBI's taxonomy places the organism in Eukaryota, Metazoa, Nematoda, Chromadorea, Rhabditida, Aphelenchoididae.